CGAGUACGUCCUUCGUCUUCCUGGGACAAGCAACGCGCAGGAUAUCUUUCGAUAUAUAAUCGUCGCUCGAUUAUAUCGCGACGCGCUCCUUUUUCAAUUUUCAUAAGAAGAAUCGUGCCAGGACUCUUUCUCUUUCUCUCUCUCUCUCUUUCUCACACUCUCGUACUCGAUCUUAUUCGCGUUCACCGCGUUUAUCGCGAUCGCCGCGAUUUCGAUCCUCGAUCCAACAUCCUCCGCGCGAGAGGAAGAAAACAAAUAAAUCUUGGAUUUCGGAUGCGAUAAUUCGUUCCCGUAAUUAAAUAAUCGUAUAUUUCUCGGGAGAGAAAUGGGCAAAGUAGUGAUUCCAUGGCUGAUGGUGGCGAUAGUGCCCAUGAUCGCUGCAACCAUCGAGCAGCGUGCUCUCAGCAAGAGGAACGCCCCGGCCAAUCUCGAUUAUCCCGACUAUUCGACCAAGUACGACGAAUAUCCGGUGGUGGUGCCAAAGAGGGCAGCCCUUUUGUUCGAUCGAUUAAUGGUCGCGUUGCAAAAGGUUGUGGACAAUCAAAACAAAGGAGAGCUGGAUGGCAGUAGACCGUUUGUAAGAUCGCCCCAUCUAUCGAUUGAGAAUUCGCAAAUUAUUCCUUCUACGGACGAGCAAACGAUGAAGAUGGAUCUUCAGCGACGAGGUCAAGCGAAAGGGCGUGUUUAUUGGCGUUGUUAUUUCAAUGCUGUGACGUGCUUCAAGAGAAAGUGAUAAUAAGCCAACGUAACCAGCCUUCGAAACCCGACUAUUCGCAUGCUUUCCCCGGUUGAAAGAGAAACAAAUAAAUCACAAAUUCAGAACAAAACUAGAUCUUAAAUCCAACGAUGAAUCUAUCAUUUAUUUUGAAUCGAAUUAUUUUCUCGCUUUCGAAUCACUUCUCAUCUAUCUUCUUGAUGACUAUUUAAGUUCUUGCGUAUCACUAUUAAUAUGGUGCGGUUGUAUUAAACAGUGUUAACUAAUAUAUCUGUCUGGUUUAUAAAACGAUCGUUAUACAAAAUUAAAUAUUAAGACGAAUCGAAUUAGUCGAAACG
Messenger RNA from Apis dorsata (giant honeybee), 1053 nucleotides. RefSeq lists its product as uncharacterized. The record is from RefSeq and is a predicted model, not a curated record. Lineage: Eukaryota; Metazoa; Arthropoda; Insecta; Hymenoptera; Apidae. The transcript is spliced from 3 exons. The coding region runs from base 326 to 733 and encodes 135 amino acids.